AUGGCUAGCAGUCGGUCAGUAAGCUUUCUUUCAUGGAUCAGAGCGUUCCAUGUGUACCAAUGGUGCUGGGCUGCCCAAAAUGGGGAAACGUUGCAACUUGUACCAGAACCUGACAACCCAAAGGACAAAAAUGCGGUUUCUGUCAUCAAGAAUUACCGAGUUGUGGGGCACGUACCAUUGAGGGUGCCCAACACAAAAGAAGGUGUAGGACUUUUGUGACAUUUUCUUGCAAAGCCAAGAACCAGCAGAAUAGUCAAAAUAUGUGGGAAGGCCGUGAAUCAAGGAGGAGGAUUAGGAAUCGAAGUCCCUUGUCAAUACAUUUUCACUCGACCCGACAGAUUGCUUGAACGUCUGGAAAAAUGUUUAGAUCCAACAGAGAAUCCAGCUGUCCGUAAAGAGCCUAGCCUUACAAGGGGCAACACCAAGGUGAAAGCAGGCAAAAAGAGAAAA
This is a messenger RNA of Porites lobata, 450 nucleotides long. The record is from the annotation of a GenBank genome assembly. Lineage: Eukaryota; Metazoa; Cnidaria; Anthozoa; Scleractinia; Poritidae.